GGUAGGUAGGGGGGAGGGUGGUUUACAGGAGCAUUCAUAAGGGUAUAAGAGGGAAACCUCACUUUGUCCCACGUUUUAGUCUGUAUUGGAUUCAGUGAGCUGUAGACGUGGAGGACAGACAACAAUGUGGAAAGCUGUUUUUUUUGUGCUCCUGCUGCUAAACACGGACGUGCAGGUGAAUGGGGCUGUAGAUAAGAGUAGGGGGACUGUGGCAGAAAACCCCAGGCCAGAGAAGAAGGUGAAGGCAGAAGAAGCUGAAGGCACCAACACAGUUCCUGCAAGCAACUCUGCUUCCUCAGGUUUUGUGGGGAAAUUGCUGGUGGUCCCCAUGGAUGGGAGUCACUGGGUGGGUAUAAAGGCCCUUGCCCAAGAAAUGGGUCGGCGUGGACACCAGGUCACUGUGGUGAUACCAGAGAUUAGCGUACGGAUGGGUCCAGGGAAACACUACGACACUGUGACCUAUCCUGUUCCUUAUGAAAAGGCUUUUAUUGAUUUCGUCAUGUCCUCACACAAGGACAUAAUGAAGAAAUCUGCACAGCCUUUCGUGGAGAAGAUAAGGAAACGAUUCUCACAAAUGCAGAGAAUUACAAACUUUAUCCACACCACGGCGGAAAGCCUGCUGUUCAAUGCCAGUCUCAUCUCACAUCUGGCACAGCAGGGCUUUGAUGCCGUCUUAACAGAUCCCAUGGUGCCCACAGGCUCCUUAAUAGCUCGGAAAUUUGGUGUCCCCACUGUUAAUCUGCUGAGAGGAAUUCCAUGUUCCCUGGAUGUGAAGUCUGCAGGCUGCCCCUCCCCGCCCUCAUACGUGCCUCGCUUCUUCACCGGAUACACAGAUAAAAUGAGCUUCAAACAGAGGACUAUCAACACUUUGGUGGCUCUACUGGAGCCGCUGAUGUGCCGAGUGCUGUAUUGGCACUUUGACCACAUAGCUUAUCAGUUCCUGGGAGAGGAGGUGGGAAUUGCUGAAGUGCUGUCAGAAUCUGCCAUCUGGCUGCUGAGGACUGACGCCAUACUGGAGGUCCCACGCCCUCUCAUGCCUAAUAUGGUACAGGUUGGCGGAAUCAACUGCAACAUGAGAAAUCCUCUGCCUGAAGAUUUGAAGUCCUGGGUGUCAGGAGAGCAUGGGUUUAUAGUGUUCACUCUGGGCACCAUGGUGUCAGAUAUGCCAGAAGAGACAACCGCCGUCUUCCUAGAAGCCUUCAGACAGAUUCAACAGAAGGUGAUAUGGCGGUACACUGGGCAGGUUCCUGCUGGUGUCCCGGAAAAUGUGAAGAUGAUGGAAUGGGUGCCUCAGAAUGACCUACUAGCACAUCCUGGAGCUCGGGCUUUCAUCACUCACGCUGGCUCGCAUGGUCUCUUUGAGGGACUGUGUCACGCUGUUCCAAUGGUGAUGGUACCAAUUUCCGGGGACCAGCCGGACAACGCGCAGAAGCUGGCGAGCAAAGGAGCGGGAGUGGUGUUGGAUAUUUUUUCGAUCACUACAGAGAGCCUUCUUCAGGGGCUGAAUGACAUCAUCAAUGACACCAGGUAUAAAGAGAAUGUGCAGAAGCUGUCAACUCUCCAUAAAGACCGUCCAGUUGACCCACUGGAUCUUUCAGUGUUUUGGACAGAAUUUGUGAUGCGGCACAAAGGAGCAAAACAUCUCAGACCUGCUGUCCAUGACCUCAACUGGCUCCAGUACUUCUGCCUGGAUGUAAUAGCGCUACUGGCUACUGUAGUGUUGGUUUUUGUAAUACUGACAGUAAAAUGCUUGAAACUAUGCCUCAGGAAAUUGGGCAGGAAGAGGAAGCAGGACUAAUAUGGGGUUCCAUUUUCACCUUCAUCUCAGCAACGACACAGUUGAAGCCCCCCUCCACUUUCUUGUUCCUACAGUUGAAUGUUCUUCACUGUGCAGAGUGAUGUAUGUACAGUUUGACACUAGAAGGA
This is a messenger RNA of Morone saxatilis (striped sea-bass), 1926 nucleotides long. Its product is annotated as UDP-glucuronosyltransferase 1A1-like. The record is from RefSeq and is a predicted model, not a curated record. Gene Ontology annotation, molecular function: UDP-glycosyltransferase activity. The transcript has 9 exons. NCBI's taxonomy places the organism in Eukaryota, Metazoa, Chordata, Actinopteri, Moronidae. The coding region runs from base 125 to 1798 and encodes 557 amino acids.